Camelina sativa (false flax) is the source of this 1251-nucleotide messenger RNA. NCBI's taxonomy places the organism in Eukaryota, Viridiplantae, Streptophyta, Magnoliopsida, Brassicales, Brassicaceae. The record is from RefSeq and is a predicted model, not a curated record.
AUGGAGAAGAACCCUAACCCUAAUACCUGGUCGGAGCUUCCUCUAGAUCUCUUGAACUUAGUUUUCCAACGCCUCAACUUUGUUAAUUUCCAACGAGCUAAAUCGGUGUGUUCGUCUUGGUACUCUGCCUCGAGACAAUCCGUGCCCAAAAAGCAGAUCUACCCUUGGUUGAUUCUCUUCCCGAAUGACAACAACAACAACAACAACAACAACAACAACAACAACAACAACAACAGUUCUUCUUCAUGCAGGUUGUUCAAUCCCGGGGAAAAAGACAGACUUUACAAAACACAAGAUCUUGGUGUUGAGUUUGCAAAGAGUGUUUGUAUUGCAACUUAUGGAAGUUGGCUCCUUAUGCAAGAUUCAAAAUAUAAUCUCUAUAUUCUGAACCUAUUCACCCUCGAGAGGAUCAACCUUCCUCCUGUGGAAUCACAACUUGGCGAGAUAAAGGUUAAACGAACCAUACAUGAUUGGUUUCACAUGUCACAUGAUCAUUGCCAGAGAUGGUCCGAAGCUAUGACUAUAGGACCCGCCGUGUUUUGGAUCGACGAGGAAUCAAAAGAUUAUAUAGUUCUAUGGGAACUUCGAGAUUGGUUUGUGGUUUCAGCCAAGAAAGGAGAUACCUCGUGGAAUCAGAUUCCCGAAAUUUCAGAUUGCUGUGACCACUGUGACAUGGUUUACAAGGAUCACAAGCUUUACUGCUUACCCAAAUACACUGGUACUUUCCAAAUCUUAGAUUUUUCUGGAGUGGAGGACAACAAAACUUUUGAGGUGGUAAACCUCUGGAUAGAUAUAAACUUUACAGGUGUUGUUCCUGUUCAAUUAAGUGACUCAUGGUGCGUUACUGAGACAAAACUUGUUCUUACAUUAACAAGAAAAGUCCUCAAGGUUGACAAAAUAUGGAGUCCUAACUCUAGAACCUGGUCCUUCAGGGUUUUCAAGAUUUCUUCAUCAUCAGAGUUCUUUGAGGCUUAUUCUUGUGAAAAGGUUGAUUCUUUGGGUGACGAGGCAAUGCUUUUGGAUCUAGGUAUCACUGUGCCCGCCAAUGACAUCGAGGGAUUCAAUAAAAACUCCAUCUAUUUCGGUUGUAGUCAUGAAAACAAUACAAGUAAUAUAUUUCUCUUCAAUCUCGAGACACAGAGGAUGGAGGUACUGCAAAAAUUUGAUUGUUCGCCCCUUCAACUCUCUAGAGCUCGAUGGUUCUUACCAAGUUUCCCUCAGAAGUCACAAGUGACUGAUCUUAAUUAUUAG